Messenger RNA from Heterotrigona itama, 263 nucleotides. The record is from the annotation of a GenBank genome assembly. NCBI's taxonomy places the organism in Eukaryota, Metazoa, Arthropoda, Insecta, Hymenoptera, Apidae.
AUGUUGAGAUUUAUUCGCUUCGAUGAGAAAGGUGACGGAGUCAACGUUUACAAAGUGAUAAAUUUACUUUGAUAUCAGCUGCAUGGGGUAAGUUUAUUCAAAGUAGUCAGAGUUGCUGCAAACUAGGUGCAAGUAUUACGAUUGACAAGCAACUCUUUCCAUCUAAAGCCAGAUGCAGAUUCAUUCAAUAUUUGCCGAAUAAACCCGACAAAUUUUCUAUUAACUGUACUACGCAACAUGGGAUUUCUUUUCUAAGAAAGUAA